AUGUCUAGUAGUCGUCAGCUGAGACGACAACAACAACAAAAAUCGACUUCAAUUUUUUCAAAUUUAAUCAAUACAUGGAAAGUUCGUCCUAUCAAUGGUUUUGAAAAACAUUUAUUUUCAAAUACUCAAACAUCUUCUAAUAAUGCUAUUAUAUCUAUAAAAUCUAUUCAACAAUAUAAUAUUGAUUCAGCUCGAUUUAUCUAUCCACGUGAUGCUAUGGGUAAUAUGCUUAUUCCAUUAGUUAAUCGAAAUACUCCUAUUUCUAUACCAUUUUAUUUACCUAAAUAUGAUCUGAUUAAAAUUUGUUCACCUAAAUGGACUAUCAAAAAUGUACAUCAUUCGAAAGAAAUUAAUUAUCAUGUAGGUCCAAUGACUUAUGAUAGUAUUAAUGAUAAAUCACAAUUGCCAUGUAAAUCUGGUUGGACACAAAUAGGACGACAAACAUAUAAAAUACAUUCAGAACUAACAGUUCCAUUUUAUGAUACGAGUAAAUAUAAACAAGUUGGUAAUCGAUAUUCUAAACAUGCUAUAAUACUUGGACGCCGAACAAUUCAUACAAAUAUUAAAAAUAAAAAACUUUCAAAUAUAAUUAAACGAAAAUCUAAUAUUAAUAUUGAAUAUACAUAUGAUAUACAAGAUUAUGAAGCAAUUACAAAACGAAAUGAAUUCAUAGAUAAAAGUUUAUCUUCAAUGAAAAAUCUUCAUCAAAAAUCAAAUAAUUUAAUCAUAUCUAAUGAUCAUGUCGACCAAAUAGAAACAAUUAAUUUACCAUCCAUAAAAAUAGAACCUACAGAGAAAGAAACAAUUGUAUUAGACGAUGAGAAAAUUUCAACAAAAUAUUAG
Messenger RNA from Rotaria sordida, 843 nucleotides. Lineage: Eukaryota; Metazoa; Rotifera; Eurotatoria; Philodinida; Philodinidae. The record is from the annotation of a GenBank genome assembly.